AUGGCUUUGGUAGAAGUGUUUUUGGGUGCGUUUAUAACUGUGUUGUUUGAGCGAUUGACCUCUCGCGAGUUUUUGAACUUUGCUCGCAGCGAGGGAAUUCAUACCCAAUUGGAGAAAUGGAGCGAAGUGUUAAUGACAAUUCGAGCAGUGCUCAGCGAUGCAGAGGCUAAGCAAAUAACGGAGAAAGCUGUGAAAUUGUGGCUGAAUCGUUUCAAUGAUUUGGCUUACGAUUUGGAUGACCUACUGGACGAAAUUGCCACAGAAGCUUUGGCACAUGAAUUGAAAUCCAAGCCUGAAGCAGCUACCACAAAUAAGGUACGGAAAUUCAUCCCUACUUGUUGUACUAAUUUCCCUAGAUCAGUUACGCUCAAAAUAAAGAUGGGUCCCAAGAUUGAGAAGAUCACUUCUAGAUUACAAGAUAUUGUAAAGCUUAAAGAUGAUCUGGAUUUGAGAGUUACUCGAGAAGCAAGGUCAGGAACGGAGAGGUUGCCAACAACUUCCUUGGUCGAUGAGCCCCGUGUUUACGGUCGAGAAAAGGCAAAACAAGAAAUACUUGAAUUGUUGCUCAAGGAUGAAGCAAGUAAUGAUGAAGCAUGCGUCAUUCCAAUAGGUGGUAUGGGUGGUGUGGGCAAGACCACUCUUGCUCAACUUGUCUACAAUGAUGAGAAGGUUAAGGAUUUCUUUGAUACGAAAGCAUGGGUGUGUGUUUCUGAAGAGUUCGAUGUCUUCAUGAUAACCAAGAUUAUUUGUCAGGCAGUGACCAAUGAAAGGUGUGACUUCAACGACCUCAACAUGUUGCAAGUGAGUCUCAAAGAGAAACUUUCUCGAAGAAAAUUUCUUAUUGUUUUGGAUGAUGUUUGGAACGAGAAAUACGAAGAUUGGGAUCGCCUUCGUGCUCCUUUUCUAGUUGGGCUACCUGGAAGUAAAAUUAUUGUUACGACUCGAAAUGAAGGUGUUGCACGUUGCAUGGGUUCUGUUCCUUCUUACCCUCUGAAUGUUUUGGCAGAAGACGAUUGUUUGUCUUUGUUGGCUCAACAUGCGUUGUGUACAAAAAAUUUUGAUGACCAUCCAAAUUUGGAAGCAAUUGGCAAGGAUAUAGUCAAAAAGUGUGGAUGUUUGCCUUUGGCAACGAAGACACUAGGAGGCCUUCUGCGUAAUAUACAUAGCCCAGAUGAGUGGAAAGCUGUACUGAAUAGCAAAAUCUGGGAGUUAUCCGAGCACAAGAGUGGCAUCGUUCCAGCUCUGAGAUUAAGCUAUCAUCAUCUCCCGUCUCACUUGAAGCAAUUGUUUGCAUAUUGUGCUAUAUUUCCGAAAGACUAUGUAUUUGACAAGGAUGAGCUAGUUUUGUUAUGGAUGGCGGAAGGAUUUCUACAACAAUCAGAAGAAAUGGAAGUGUUAGGUGGCGACUGUUUCAUUGAACUAUUAUCAAGGUCCUUCUUCCAACGUUCAGGUGGUACGGAAUCAAAAUUUGUGAUGCAUGACCUUUUGAAUGAUCUAGCUCAAUAUGUUGCUGGAGAAACAUGUUUUAGGUUGGAUGAUAAUAUGAAGGGCAAUGAACGGUGUAAGAUUUCUGAAAAAGCUCGCCACUCGUCAUUCAUUCGCCACAAAUAUGAGGUCUAUAAAAGAUUUAAGGCAUUUCAUGAACUUCGGGGUUUGCGGACUUUCUUACCUCUGCCAAUUUAUAAGUCAUCUAGUUGGCAAGGCUUCUAUUUAAACAAUAAUAUUUUGGUCAACCUACUACCAAAAUUGCGGUGCUUAAGAGUCUUAUCUUUGUGUGGAUACAAAAUAAAUGAGUUACCCAACUCGACGGGGGAUUUGAAACAUCUUCGGUACCUGAAUUUAUCUCAGACAUUGAUUACAAGGUUGCCUGAAUCAGUGAGUACUCUCUACAAUUUACAAACAUUAUUAUUAAAAGAUUGCCUCGCCCUUUGUAAGUUACCCUCCAACAUAGAAAAUUUGGUGAACUUGCGCCAUCUUGACAUUCGAGAUACUCCAAAAUUAGAAGAGAUGUCCUCAGGGAUUGGUAGAUUAAAAUGUUUGCAAACAUUACCAAAGAUUCUUAUUGGCAAAAAUAGUGGAUUUGGACUCGGAGAUUUGAACAACCUAUUGCUUCUGAGAGGGAUGCUUUCUAUUGUAGGGUUAGAAAAUGUUAUGGACGUGCAGGAUGCAGAGGAGACAAAUUUAAGUUGUAAGCAGGAUAUUAAUGAGUUGGAAUUUAAAUGGAACAGUGACAGUGAAAAUUCUCAAAAUGAAGGGCUGCAAGUUAGUGUACUUGAAAUGCUACGGCCGCAUAGAAAACUAAAAAGUCUUAAAAUUGAGUUCUACAGGGGCAUCACAUUUCCUAGUUGGAUUGGGGAUCCAUCAUUCUCUAAAACAGUGUAUAUUAGUCUUCGAGGUUGUACAAAAUGCAAGUUUUUACCACCACUUGGCCAGCUACCCUUCCUCAAAGAACUGUACAUAGAAGAAAUGGAUUCUGUAAGAAGCGUGGGUGCAGAGUUCAACUGUGGGGGUAACACUUUGGAGAUUCCAUUUCCAUCACUCGAGAUUCUGUCGUUUGGCGAGAUGCCAAAAUGGGAGGAAUGGUCUUGUUCGAAUGGUGUUGACUUUAGAGGACUUUUUCCUCGCCUUCGUGAGCUUAUUAUAUGCAAUUGUCCUAAACUGGUGAGUGUUCCACUUUUAAGACUUCUCUCUCUUUGCGAGUUAGAGAUAAAAAAUUGUGAUGAGGCUGUGUUGAAAAGUUUUAUCGAAUUACCCUCAUUAACCACAUUGAAAAUUGAGAAUAUGUCGGGUCUAACUCAUCUGCCGAAGGAGUUCAUGAAUGUGUUGGUGUCACUUCAAUGUCUUAGAAUUGUAGGAUGUGCCUUGUGGCAGAAUGGGCUCGCACCAAAAAACCUUUCCGGUUUGUCAGUAAGUUUUUGUGAAAAUCUGGAGAGAUUGCCUGAUGACCUGAAAAGCCUUACGUCUCUCGAGGAGUUGUAUAUCUUUUGGUGCCCGAAGUUUGUCUCUUUUCCAGAGAACAGUCUCCCGCCCACGAUUAGUCGUCUUGCUGUUAAAUUUUGUCAUUCUCUGGAGUCCAUCCCUAACCGCAUCCCUCGUCUUGAAGACUUGACCCUCAAUAAUUGCUCCUCUCUAAGUUCUUUACCAAUAGACACUCUUCUCUCCACGCUUAAGUCAGUUCACAUUGAGAAUUGCGGGAAUUUGGAGUGUGUUAAAGAGACUGUCGAACAGAGCAUCAUGUCAGGAAGCUUUGGAAUCAGUAAUUGGCCCAAUUUGGGGAGUUUUGAAUUAUACAGGCAGGAAUUUAGAUGCCGGUUGAAAUAUCAAAUCCCCUACUCGCUCUCAGGGGGUGGUUUGCUCACUCCCAACUUAGUAACUAUUGAAAUUGAUGGGUUUGAGAAUCCCUUUUACUUUCCUAGCCAGAGUCAAAGCUUCACAUUCCUUAAAUCACUCAUUAUACGUAAUUGUAAAAGCCUUGAGUCCUUUCCUCACCAGAAUUUGCCCCCCAACCUAGAAGAGCUAUGUAUCUGCAAUUACGGAGAACUAAAGCCUCUAUCAGAGUGGGGCCUGCAAAGACUCUCCUCUCUUAGUUUUUUCACCAUGGGUAAUGUAUAUCCAGAGCUACUUUCCUUUCCGGAGUCGUGUUUUCUUCCUGCUACUCUAAAAUCCCUUGGUAUUUUUCAAUUCUGGAAUCUAAAGUCUCUCUCUAAGGGGCUCCGAAACUUGACCUCUCUUGAGCGUCUGCUAAUCAACAAUUGCCCUAAAUUUGAGUCUCUCUCUGAGGGGCUCCAAAACUUGACCUCUCUUGAGCAUCUGGAAAUCAGCGAUUGCCCUAAAUUUAAGUCUCUCUCUAAGGGGCUCCAAAACCUGACCUCUCUUGAGCGUCUGGAAAUCAGCAAUUGCCCUAAGUUUGAGUCUCUCUCUGAGGGGCUUCAAAACCUCACCUCUCUUGAGCGUCUGGAAAUCGAGAAUUGCCCCGAGUUGGGUUCCUUGCCGAACGAAAGGAUACUUGACACAAUUUUGAUCCUGAAAAUACUGGGAUGCCCACUUCUUGAAGGACGGUAUUCCAAGUUGAGUGGAGUAGAUUGGCCCAAGAUUUCUCACAUCCCCAACGUUCAAAUUCGUUCUCGCAGAUAAUGAUGAAGCCUGUUGGAAGUGGCAACUUUCUUAAAUGCCAACCACCGGUGAGUUCGAUUUGAAAAGUGCUUGUUAAAUGUUUGCUUGUCAUUGUUUUUUCUAUUCUCCCGUGUGAUACUAUUGUCUAGAGUGCUAUAUAUUCCUCUUUGUAAUUAUACAGGGGCAUGUAACUGCCAACUUGAUUUGUUUUGCUUUGUGGUAAGUUGCCAACUUCUUCUCGUAAUAAUUGAAUAGUAUGAAGUUGAGUUUAGAGAUUGUUACUUGAGAACUACAUUAGGAUUUUGUACACUUGCCCGCUGAAGAUUGUAAUUUUACUAUGCCUUGUGCUUUGUUUAGGUACCGAGUGACUUCA
Ilex paraguariensis (yerba mate) is the source of this 4486-nucleotide messenger RNA. NCBI's taxonomy places the organism in Eukaryota, Viridiplantae, Streptophyta, Magnoliopsida, Aquifoliales, Aquifoliaceae. The record is from the annotation of a GenBank genome assembly.